CACUGAUAGGCAGCACUAAUGGUCACUGAUAGGCAGCACUGAUGGGCACUGAUGAAGACUAUAUGAGAGUCGCAUGCAGGGGCGGACUGAUAAACUCAUGGGGCCCCCAGGCAAUAGGGGAUCAUGGGGCCCCUGUGUCCUUGCCCAAACUCAAAAAAGCCUAUGAAAAAGGUACCAGGGGCAUCUCAUGGGGCCCCCUACUGACCCCGGGCCCUCGGGCAGUGCCCGAGUUUCCAAAUGGUCAGUCCGCCCCUGGUCGC
Molecule: messenger RNA, 260 nt
Organism: Staurois parvus
Lineage: Eukaryota; Metazoa; Chordata; Amphibia; Anura; Ranidae
Source: the annotation of a GenBank genome assembly